UGAUGUCUCGACACUGGGGAAGAAUUGCACAAGUAACUGGACAUCACUUUGAGGUUGACUCUGAAAAUUUCUCUUUGAAAAACAUAACAGAUGCCUCCUUGUUAAAGCAUAAAGAAGAUAUUGAGGAUAUCUGCAUCAGCGCUGUUAAAGAAAAGGAUAUUGAAGCAAAAUUGAAGCAUGUCAUCAGUGAAUGGAGUACCCAUGCUUUCAGUUUUGGCCAGUUCAAAACACGAGGAGAACUCCUUCUGAAAGGAUCGGAUACAUUAGAGAAAAUAGCUUUGGUGGAAGACAGUCUCAUGAUAUUGGGGUCACUCAUGAGCAACAGGUAUAACACACCAUUUAAGUCCACUAUACAACACUGGGUCCAGAAGUUAGGCAAUACAGCUGAAAUAAUUGAAAACUGGAUUGCUGUACAAAACCUCUGGAUUUACCUUGAAGCUGUGUUUGUUGGUGGAGACAUUGCAAAACAACUACCUCAGGAAGCCAGAAGAUUUCAGAACAUUGAUAAAUCAUGGCAGAAAAUUAUGCAGAAAGCUCAUGAAACAUCAAACGUAAUACAGUGCUGUGUUGGAGAUGAGACUUUGGCACAGCUAUUGCCACAUUUGCUGGAGCAAUUGGAAAUCUGUCAGAAAUCACUGACUGGUUACUUGGAGAAAAAGCGGUUAAAAUUUCCAAGAUUUUUUUUUGUGUCUGAUCCUGCUCUUCUGGAAAUCCUUGGUCAAGCAUCUGAUUCCCACACUAUUCAGGCACAUUUAUUAAGUUUGUUUGACAAUGUUAACCGGGUUGGAUUUCAUGAAAAAAACUAUGACCAGAUUUUAUUGUUUGAAUCUCAAGAAGGAGAACGGGUCAAUAUUAUUGAACCAGUUAUAGCUCAGGGCAAUGUGGAAAUCUGGUUGGGUCAGCUGCUGAAUGGGAUUCGGAAAACAAUCCACACUAUCAUUAGAGAGGCAUCAGUAGCCAUUAGCGACUCAGGUUUUAAGCUGUAUGACUUUCAGGCAAUGUUUCCUGCACAAAUAGGACUUCUGGGAAUUCAAAUGAUCUGGACCAGAGAUGCAGAGAAUGCAUUGAACUGUACCAAAACAGACAAAAAGGUAAUGCACGCAACAAAUCAGAAGUUUUUGGAACUUCUAAAUGAUUUGAUUGACAUGACUACACACAGUCUAACAAGAAUGGAACGCACAAAAUAUGAAACUUUAAUUACUAUUCAUGUACACCAGAAGGAUAUCUUUGAUGAUUUGGUCCGUAUGAACAUUAAAUCUCCAUCUGAUUUUGAAUGGCAAAAGCAAUCUCGGUUUUAUUUUCUUGAAGACUUGGAUAAAUGUGUUAUCCAAAUCACGGAUGUAGAGUUCACCUACUGCAAUGAAUACUUAGGAUGUACAGACAGACUCGUUAUAACUCCUUUAACUGACAGAUGUUACAUCACUCUGGCACAGGCCCUAGGCAUGAGUAUGGGUGGUGCACCUGCAGGACCUGCAGGGACAGGGAAAACAGAGACAACUAAAGAUAUGGGCAAAUGCCUGGGAAAGUAUGUUGUUGUUUUCAAUUGUUCAGAUCAAAUGGACUACAGAGGAUUGGGUCGUAUCUAUAAAGGUUUAGCCCAGUCUGGUGCAUGGGGUUGCUUUGAUGAAUUUAACCGCAUUGAACUUCCAGUUUUAUCAGUAGCUGCUCAGCAGAUAUAUAUUGUACUUCAGUGUAAGAAAAAUAAGAAACCUCAGUUCAUUUUCACUGAUGGUGACGUUGUUGACAUGGACAGAGAAUUUGGCAUAUUUCUGACUAUGAACCCUGGCUACGCAGGACGACAGGAGCUUCCAGAAAAUCUGAAGAUUCAGUUUCGUACAGUUGCUAUGAUGGUGCCUGACCGUGGCAUUAUUAUGCGAGUCAAGCUGGCAAGUGCUGGUUUCCGAGACAACCAAAUCCUUAGUCGAAAAUUUUAUACACUCUACAAGCUCUGUGAAGAGCAGUUAUCUAAACAGGUUCACUAUGACUUUGGACUAAGAAAUAUCCUGUCUGUUUUAAGAACACUUGGAGCAGUGAAAAGAUCUAAUCCCAAAGAGCCAGAGAAAACUGUAGUGAUGAGAGUUCUGCGAGACAUGAACCUUUCCAAACUGGUGGAUGAAGAUGAACCUUUAUUUAUGAGUCUCAUUAAUGACCUAUUCCCUGGAAUUACUCUGGAUAAAGCAGUGUAUCCUGAACUACAGUCAGCCAUUCAGAAACAAGCAGAGAAAGCAGGGCUUAUCCAUCAUCCACCGUGGAUUCUUAAACUCAUUCAGCUGUAUGAAACUCAACGAGUCCGACAUGGUAUGAUGACUCUAGGUCCAACUGGUGCAGGAAAGACCAAAUGCAUUAAUGUUUUGAUGAAAGCAAUGACAGAUUGUGGUGCUCCUCAUAAAGAGAUGAGAAUGAACCCAAAGGCAAUCACAGCUUCCCAGAUGUUUGGUACCCUUGAUGUUGCCACAAAUGAUUGGACAGAUGGCAUUUUCUCUACAUUAUGGAGAAAAACUUUAAAAGCAAAGAAGGGUGAGCAUAUUUGGAUAAUUUUGGAUGGGCCUGUUGAUGCGAUAUGGAUUGAAAACCUGAACUCAGUUCUGGAUGACAAUAAGACCCUGACUUUGGCCAAUGGAGAUCGUAUUCCAAUGUCCCCCAGUUGCAAAAUUAUUUUUGAACCUCACAACAUUGACAAUGCUUCCCCAGCAACAGUUUCUCGUAAUGGCAUGGUCUUCAUGAGUUCUUCAGUGUUAGAUUGGAAGCCUAUUUUAAUGGCUUGGCUGCAAACACUGCCUAGUACAUACUCUGAUGUUCUUUGGAAUUGCUUUAGUGCUGUAUUUCAGGUACUUAAUCAUUUUAGAAAAAAAAAAUGACAUUCCUUAUUCUUUAUUAAUGAUGCAUUGUUUAAUCCUAAAUGUUGUUUCGAUUAUUUACUUGUGUUUAUUUAUGUAAUAAAAUAAGAAUGAAGGAUUUAAAAACAAAAAAAGAUCUCUAACAUUAGUGAACAAGUGAGACUAUAUCAGAUGAAUAAUCUGGAUGUUUUGUUUUGUCUGCGUAGGAUAUUUGGCAGUGAAUUUUUAAAUCCAUGAUUAUUUUAUGGUGAUGUCAAAACAGAAAUGUUCUUUUUGUAAUAGUUACUGCAAUUUUAGUUCUUGUUAGGAUACA
Molecule: messenger RNA, 3150 nt
Organism: Meleagris gallopavo (turkey)
Lineage: Eukaryota; Metazoa; Chordata; Aves; Galliformes; Phasianidae
Product: dynein axonemal heavy chain 5-like
Biological process (GO): microtubule-based movement
Cellular component (GO): axonemal dynein complex
Molecular function (GO): ATP binding; minus-end-directed microtubule motor activity; ATP hydrolysis activity
Source: RefSeq, a predicted model, not a curated record